CUUCGGUUUGGGUGGUAACCCGACCUCUCCUCCCGCCAAAAAAACCGCGCUGCAUGCUGCUAUACUGCAGAUUGACGGUCCUCGGAUUUGCAGUCCAGGACCUUGGCUGGUACUGCCACCGGCGCUUAUGUACGCAUUUCGCUGUAGCGUGCUCGUCGUGAUGGGCAUCAACGACUUAUGGGAGGUCCUCGAACCUGCUGCAGCAACCGUGCCCCUCAUCUCUCUCGCCAUCCAGGGCCGCUACGAGGGACCCGCACCGCAUGUGCCUUAUGUUGUGGGCGUCGACGCAAGUGCGUGGUUCGAACAAUGCCAGCAGGGCAGGUGGCACCGUGCGCAUGCUCAGACGGGCCAAAAUCCUGCCCUCCGCACAUUUUUAUUUCGCCUCGCUCGCCUUGCCCGUCUGCCAGUCCAGCUAGUCUUCGUGUUCGACGGCAACCAGCGACCGCAGAUCAAACGGGGCCACAGGGUAUCCACCAACGACCAUUGGAUGGUCAAGCCUACGCAGCGACUACUGAAUGUGUUCAAUGUGCAAUGGAUCACGGCUGCUGGAGAAGCCGAGGUGCAGCUGGCGCAGAUGAAUGGUGCCGGUGUUAUUGACGCUGUCAUGACGGACGACAGCGACGCAUUUGUUUUUGGUGCUCACACUGUCCUGCGCAAUUCGACGUUUUCAAUUGAUUCGAUGGUCAAACUAUAUACAGCGAGUGCGAUUCAAGAGCACGUGGACUGCCAUCUUACUGGCGAUGGAUUCCUCACCCUUGCCAUAUGCUGCGGCGGCGAUUACGACAAGAAGGGCCUGGUGGGGUGUGGUCGUGAAACGGCGCUUGGCCUGGCUCGCUGCGUGGAUGCUGGUGUGCUUCGCACUGCCAUGUGUGGCAACAGCCUUGAUGGGCCUCUGCAACGGUGGCGGGAUGCCGCUCGGUAUCAUCUUGUGGAUGACCCCACUGGAAAAAUGGGACGUUCUCAUCCUACUCUUGCACGCUCGCUCCCUGACUCAUUCCCUGAUCCACAUGUUGUCAACUUGUAUGCACGCCCUACUGUCACUGCAAUCACCAAGCUGCCUAUUCUCCAAUCCCCUGCCCCGCCCGACAUUGCUCCACUUGCCUCGCUUGUUCAACAGCUUCUUGGCUGGGAAUCGAAGAAGGUCGUUAGCACCUUUCGCUCGACGAUCUGGCCUGUCGUGGUCUUGAAUGAAGUCCUCGAGGACCUGGCUAAUAAUUCUCCUGCAAGUGAUGAGGUUUGUCGCCGUUCUCCUCUGCGUGGAAUAUUUUGA
Molecule: messenger RNA, 1270 nt
Organism: Suillus fuscotomentosus
Lineage: Eukaryota; Fungi; Basidiomycota; Agaricomycetes; Boletales; Suillaceae
Product: PIN domain-like protein
Exons: 7
Coding region: 128-1270 (380 amino acids)
Molecular function (GO): 5'-flap endonuclease activity
Source: RefSeq, a predicted model, not a curated record